This is a messenger RNA of Pochonia chlamydosporia 170, 1197 nucleotides long. RefSeq names its product branched-chain-amino-acid aminotransferase 5. NCBI's taxonomy places the organism in Eukaryota, Fungi, Ascomycota, Sordariomycetes, Hypocreales, Clavicipitaceae. The transcript is spliced from 2 exons. Gene Ontology annotation, biological process: branched-chain amino acid metabolic process. The coding region runs from base 1 to 1197 and encodes 398 amino acids. The record is from RefSeq and is a predicted model, not a curated record. Gene Ontology annotation, molecular function: branched-chain-amino-acid:2-oxoglutarate transaminase activity.
AUGGUUGCUUUUCCUCCUCCGCCGGUGAACACCAUUGACUGGAGCAAUGUAGGCUUCAAGGUCCGCGAGGUCAACGGCCACAUUGAAUCGACAUACUCCAAGACAACUGGCAAAUGGACUCCCCUCCGCUUUGUCGCCGACCCAUUCAUGCGCAUCCACGGCAUGGCACCAGCCCUCAACUACGGCCAACAAGCCUACGAAGGUCUCAAGGCGUUCCGCACUCCCGGCGAUCAGGGCAUCACCAUCUUCCGCCCAGACCGAAACGCCGUGCGCCUCCAGCACUCUGCCGAAGUAGCUUCCAUGCCCGAAGUCCCCGUCGAGACCUUCCUCCAGGCAUGCCGAUCUGCGGUUGCCCUCAAUGCUGGCUUCGUGCCUCCUCACGAGACUGGCGCCGCGCUCUAUGUCCGUCCCCAGCUGUACGGUUCAAGUGCCCAGCUGGGCCUUGAUCCUCCCGAGGAAUAUACCUUUUGUGUGUUUGUUAUUCCUACAGGUGUGUACCACGGUACGCAUCCCGUUAAAGCCCUCAUCUUGGACGAGUUCGAUCGCACCGCGCCCAAUGGUACCGGCCACGCCAAAGUCGGUGGUAACUAUGCGCCUGUUCUGAAAUGGAGCGGCAAGGCGAAACGGGAAGGCUACGGAAUCACACUACAUCUCGACAGUGCCAAGCAUGAGGAGAUUGAUGAAUUCAGCACCUCUGGCUUCAUCGGUGUCAUUGCCAAUUCUGAAACCGACGUGACACUUGUGGUCCCUGACUCAUCCUGCGUCAUAGACAGUGUCACAAGCGAUAGUGUGCAGGAAAUUGCCAAGAGCUGGGGCUGGAAGGUUGAAAAGCGAUCUAUUAAAUACUCCGAAAUUCCCAAGUUUAGCGAGGUUUUCGCUGCGGGAACUGCCGCGGCCUUGGUGCCCAUCCGAAGCAUCACCCGCCGCAAGAGCCCUGUUAGUGGUUCUCUGCCUGCUGGUGGCCGAGUCACGUCGACGGCUGAUGCGGACGUGGUGACGUAUAUUUCUGAUGAGCAGGAUGAAGCUGGUCCUAUUUGCCUGAAAUUGUUGACGCAUCUCAAGGCGAUUCAGCUGGGUAAGGCGAAGGACGAGUUUGGAUGGAGAUGUGUUGUGGGUGAGAAGGAUUUGGAUGUGCAGGGUGCGGUGAGGGAGAAGAAUGGUACGGCGACUCCGCAGACGGUUGACCAGAUGGAUUAG